AUGACAGGCUCCAAGUCCUGCCAUCGACAGGAAAGACGUCAAAGUAGUGUCAUCGUCACCGGAGAUGUACCCUACAACCCCAUCACAUACAUGAUAUGUGUUCUGGUGAGACCCCAGUCAACGACAGACGACGUCGUGCUCAGCCGUGUUCCGGGUUUGCCGCCCCUGUUUGAGCAGCACCAUGAGCGCUGCUACCAUGACAACCUCUCUGGACGCUUGUCCCACGAUGUGCGGACAUCGGCCGCAUAUCAAGCAGAGAGUGUCUUGGCACAGGUCGAUGGUCCGUCAUUGGCAGAAGGUUCCCUGGCGCAGACACUCACAAGCCAGAAGAAGCACGACGUGAUGCUGUCCUGCGCAUGA
Neurospora tetrasperma FGSC 2508 is the source of this 360-nucleotide messenger RNA. RefSeq lists its product as uncharacterized. The record is from RefSeq and is a predicted model, not a curated record. Bases 1 to 360 code for a protein of 119 amino acids. The transcript is spliced from 2 exons. Lineage: Eukaryota; Fungi; Ascomycota; Sordariomycetes; Sordariales; Sordariaceae.